Lodderomyces parapsilosis is the source of this 2466-nucleotide messenger RNA. RefSeq names its product Rim8p (gene RIM8). The record is from RefSeq and is a predicted model, not a curated record. Gene Ontology annotation, biological process: ubiquitin-dependent endocytosis. Gene Ontology annotation, cellular component: plasma membrane; cytoplasm; cytosol. The transcript has a single exon. The coding region runs from base 1 to 2466 and encodes 821 amino acids. Gene Ontology annotation, molecular function: protein-macromolecule adaptor activity; ubiquitin protein ligase binding. NCBI's taxonomy places the organism in Eukaryota, Fungi, Ascomycota, Pichiomycetes, Serinales, Debaryomycetaceae.
AUGAGAAGAGCUGUAUCCAAAAUACUACCUUCUCCGAGUGGUGGUAACUCGAUAUCAUCAUCGUCUUCGAAACUUGGAAAUUCUUCGUUUGCUUCAGCAUUCAAGUUGGAUUUCAGUGCAGUAGACGAAUUUUAUGUACAAUUGGAUCAUCCUCACAAAACUUGGCUACCUGGAGAUGAAGUCUCAGGACAAAUAGUUUUAAUAUCAAAGAGAAAUUUGGCAAAUAUAGUCAUUACUCUUUCAUUGAUUGGAUUUAUCAAAAUAAAUGCUUCUUCACAUUCCAAACUAAGACCACUAAAGCAUACAUUGUUUGAUCAUACAAUCAGGAUAUACGGUGGUAAUGACAAUAUAGGUGGUGACAAUGAAGAGUUUGCCAAUGGGCUAAACAAGGGAGAACAUGUGUUUCCAUUUAUUGUUAAACUACCGAAUAAAAAAGUAUUUACGUCAAUUGAUUUUGGAAAAGGAUCGAUCAAUUACCUACUCAAAGCAUCAAUUGGAAAUGCAUCGUCAUUCACAACAGACAUGUCCAAUAACCUACCUACUUCCCCUGGUGAGUUACCGACGGGUAAAAAGAAGUCACUGCAUAAUCCUUCCUACACUUCAGAAAAGUUGAUCAAUCUAAUCAAUCCAAUAGAUGUAUCAACAUUACCACGACCUAAACCAAAGAGGUUAAUAUUGAAAGAUCCUAGGGGAAACUUGACCAAGGACAAGAAACUACUGCGCACGCAAUCGUCAACAUCAACUAUAAAUACCGUGCAUACAUUUGGCACCAUUUCAUCAAAUAAUCUGGAUCAAAACUCAGUCAAUGAACAAUCCUCUCAUACAAAUUCUGCCGAACUUGGGCAACAUCCCGAUAGACUGACACUAAGUGUCAAUAAACCACCAUCUACUAUCAAAGUCAUCUUGGAUGUACCGCAACGGGGAUACCUACGAGGUGAAUCCAUACCAGUGAAAUUGACAAUAAAUCAUUUGAAAAAGAUACAGGACCUCAAUGGGAUAAUUAUAACUUUUGUUCGUGUUUGUCGACUAGAUAAUGGUCCAGAUGGAGUGGUGGAGAGCUUUAGAAAAGAUUUACAGCAAACUGUACUACCAUUGUAUGUUGACCCCGUGAGUUUGAAUUCAGAAGUUAAAACAUCACUUAGAGUACCACCAGAUGCAUUCCCCACAAUUACAGGGUGUCCUUUGGUGUCAUUUCAAUAUUUCAUUGAAGUACUAAUUAACCUAUCUGGUCGUUCAGUUAAUGUCGAUCCUGAUCUUGUGGCCGACAGACAUCUGCCUGAUACAAACAAUAAUCAUCAAAGCCAACAACAGAAAAAUACCACAUCAAUCGAAUCAUUCCAAUUCAAUUUCAAUUCAACGAUACAACAUCAAAAGGACCGGUCUACAUUCAUCAAUACUGAUCGAUUCAAACGAUCAAAGAAAUUUCUCCAAUUGACUAGUGAAAUUUGUAUUGGAACUCAUCGGCUGCAACCUGAGAAUGAAGAAGUACAAACUCUUUCAUCAACUGAACCUACAACUACCACUGUAUCGAGACGUUCUUCAUCCUCGUUAUCAAACUCAAACAUGUCACCAGCGUUGUUCAACUCAUCGGGCCAUCCAUCACCGCAAAUACAAACGACAUCAUCAAAUUCACCAUCUUUUUUCAACCAUGCCACGCCACUUUCCUCAUCAGUACCGGGAGCACACAACGCUGGUGCAAAUUCAGCUGCAACAAGUGGUUCAACGUUGUCAACAUCGGCCAUUGCAGCUACAAAUUCGCCUCAGCGUUACCCAUAUAUAAAUUCAAUACCCGAAUCCACCGAAUUGAAUCAUUUUCAAACUCCACCAUAUUCGUCCAAUGCAGAUGAGUCACAUGUUGGAGAUGCACCUUUGUACAAUGAAGAUCACACAACUAUACUGAAUGAAUUCAUGCUGAACUUACGUGAGAAUUCUGGCUUAUCCGAGAAGCAAAGGAUGCAACAACACGAGUUCAGUUUGUUGCCCUCUGCACCACCAGAUUUGGAUGUGGAUGAUGGUGAUGACGAGGACGAGGAGGAGGAGUCUUUAAGAAAUGUGAACCAAGGUGAUGAGAGCCAUGGAACGGUACAACAGAAUCAGCAUGAAACAGUCCACCAUCAAUAUCCCGGUAAUAAUGGAGGAAACCACCCUCUGGCACUCGACGGCGCAAACGCCCCCAUUAGUUUCUUUUCAUACAAUCAACCAACGCCACCACAAUCACAGUCCGGCCAAAACAAUGAUAAUGAUAUCGAUAAUGAACAACGUACCCAAAAUGAUCACUUUCGCGCUCCUUCAUCAUCGACUCAUCUUAAUCCAACGAGCUCAUUAGCUCAUCAGUUGUUCAAUGAUGAGGUAAUUGACCAUGUCCCUAAUUACAUGAAUGCCGAGAAUGAUCAAUUACUUUCGCAAUCGCAAUCGCACAUUGCCACGCCAUCACAACAAAGACAACAGGGACAACAAAAUCAAUAA